This is a messenger RNA of Penicillium lagena, 624 nucleotides long. RefSeq names its product peroxiredoxin-like family protein. The record is from RefSeq and is a predicted model, not a curated record. The coding region runs from base 1 to 624 and encodes 207 amino acids. The transcript has 2 exons. NCBI's taxonomy places the organism in Eukaryota, Fungi, Ascomycota, Eurotiomycetes, Eurotiales, Aspergillaceae.
AUGGCGUUGCCGUCCUCGGAAUCAUUAAGUUGCACUUUCUCGACCGACUCGCCUGAAUUUCUAACAGACGAAUCCCUGCACGAAGCCUAUGAGCUAGAGUUAAAGACAAAAGAUGGCGAGAGUGUCCGAUUUGGUGAGCUCGUGGCGGGGAAAGGAGACACAAUAACUACUAUCGUCAUUUUUGGUAACGCAAAACCAGCCCAGGUGAUAAUUAUCGGGUGUGGAGACCAUUCCGUUAUCGUGCCCUACACGGAGGAGACUACAGACGCGUUUCCUAUAUACUCUGACGCAUCAGGGAAGAUAUAUGAGCAGCUACAUAUGAAAAGAACUUUGGAGGGAUUUACGACGCCACCACCAUAUGCACCAGAGUCUUUUACUAGCGCGCUUGCAAAAUACGUCAAGCAGACGACCAAAAAUUUGAUUGCGGGGCUCAAGGGGGGUCCUUUGGAUCAGCAGGGGGGCGAGUGGAUUUUUCACCGGGGGAAGCUUCGGUUUUCGCAUCGGAUGGAGGCGGUCAAUGAUCACCUUUCGGCGGAGCGAUUGUUAGAUAUCUUGAGAACGGAUCAGGGCCAGGAUAGUCCAUCACCUGGGACGUCACAAGAUCAGGAAUCAGGAUAUUCAUAG